This is a messenger RNA of Linum tenue, 5026 nucleotides long. The record is from the annotation of a GenBank genome assembly. NCBI's taxonomy places the organism in Eukaryota, Viridiplantae, Streptophyta, Magnoliopsida, Malpighiales, Linaceae.
CACCAUUUGAAAAAUACGAGGGUUUGCAUUUCCCCGCCCUUAAAGAUAAAAGAAAACUGAAAAAUGAGGGAAAACGAACUUGGCAGUUUUGUUUUCUGUCUCACUCUCACUCACAUACUAACGCCCAGCUCUCUCCGACUAAAACCCUCGCUUUGCCCGGACGAAGAAGAAGAAGUAGAAGAAACCGGAAAUGGAAGACGACGAUCAGCAGAAGACCCUGGAUCUAGUCAAGGAGCUGGUUCAUCGUCUCCUCUCCCACAAUCCCACUGCACCAAACAACGCCGCCCAAAACCCUAACCCCACCGAUCUCAACAACUCCUUUCGAUACGCCGUCCGCAUUCUGUCCAGCAAGCUCACACCUUCCAUUGCCCCUGAUGCCGACGCCAUCGCCGAGUCAAUCAAGCGCCGCCUCGCCACUCAGGGUAAGUCCUCCAAAGCACUCUCCUUCGCCGAUCUCUACAACAAGUUCGCCUCCAAGACUGGGGCCGGCAGCAUCAACAACAAGUGGGCGGUUCUUUAUUUGCUCAAAAUUGUAUCCGAGGACAGGAAAGUCUCCCAGGCCUCGCAGAAUUCCGCCCUUCUUUUGCCCAAUUUGACUCUAGAUGACCGUGAAAUUGGCGGAGAUUCACGCAAUUCGAGGAGAGGGGAUAAGGGUUGGGAGAAUGGAGUUUUGGUGGUGGCCAAAGACCCUGAAAAUUUGCGUGAGAUUGCGUUUAGGGAGUUUGUGGAUUUGAUCAAGGAGGAGAAUGAGGUUUCCGAGGAGGUUCUGGUGAGGGAUGUUUUGUAUGCUUGCCAAGGGAUUGACGGCAAGUAUGUGAAAUUUGAUGCAGAUCUCGAUGGUUAUGUGUUGCCAGAGAAUUUCAAAGUCCCCAGGUCUACUAGAACUAUGGUAAGGAAGCUCUGUGAGUUAGGGUGGUUAUUCAGAAAAGUUAGAGGGUACAUCACUGACAGUUUGGAUUCGUUUCCUACCGCAGAAGUAGGAACAGUAGGCCAAGCAUUAUGUGCUGCGUUGCAAGAUGAACUCUCUGAGUACUACAAGUUGUUAGCUGUGCUCGAGACACAGGCAAUGAAUCCUAUUCCACUGGUUUCCAGGUCAGCUACUUCGGGGAAUUAUCUAUCUUUGAGGAGGUUAUCAGUGUGGUUUGUGGAGCCGAUGGUGAAAAUGAGGUUAAUGGCUGUUCUGGUUGAUACGUGCAAAGUCUUGAAAGGUGGUGCCAUGGCUGGUUCUAUACAUUUGCAUGCUCAGCAUGGUGAUCCUCUUGUCCACGAAUUCAUGAAAAGCUUGCUCCGAAGGGUAUGUUCUCCCCUUUUCGAAAUGGUUAGGCGAUGGGUUUUGGAAGGAGAACUGGAAGAUAUUUUUUCGGAGUUCUUUAUUGUGAGUGAGACAAAGGAACUAGAAUCUAAUGUGAGCCAAAAGGCGAAAGAGUCUCUUUGGAGGGAAGGUUACAGGCUUCAUUCCAUGAUGCUUCCUUCUUUUAUUUCUCAGCCCCUAGCUCAGAGGAUUUUGAGGACUGGGAAAUCUAUAAACUUUCUGCGUGUGUGCUGCGAUGAUCGGGGAUGGGCUGAUGCUGCCACAGAGGCUGCCGCUGCAGCAGGGACAAGUACUAGAAGGGGAAGUCUUGGAUAUGGGGAAACUGAUGCACUUGAAAAUCUGGUGGCUGAAGCAGCAAAGAGAAUUGAUAAACAUCUGUUGGACGUUAUGUACUCAAGGUAUAAGUUCAAAGAACACUGUCUUGCAAUCAAGCGUUAUUUACUGCUUGGCCAAGGUGACUUUGUUCAAUAUCUAAUGGAUAGUAUAGGAGAAGAGCUUUCUGAACCUGCUAAUACCAUCAGUUCAUUUAAGUUGGCUGGCUUUUUGGAAAGUGCAAUCCGAUCAUCUAAUGCUCAAUAUGAUGACAGAGACAUUUUAGAUAGGGUGAGGGUGAACAUGAUGGUUCAAAGCACUGGCGACAGGGGAUGGGAUGUAUUUUCGCUGGAAUAUGAUGCUAGUGUUCCAUUGAACACGGUGUUCACUGAAUCUGUCAUGGCAGAGUAUCGAAGAAUUUUUAAUUUCCUCUGGAAGCUGAGGCGAGUUGAGCAUGCACUUAUUGGUGCUUGGAAAACAAUGAAACCAAACUGCAUUACCUCCAAUUCCUUUGUUAAGCUGCAGGGUGCAGUUAAAUCACAGUUACUUGUGACAUUGAGGCAGUGCCAGGUAUUGUGGAAUGAGAUGAACCAUUUUGUCACAAACUUACAGUAUUACAUUAUGUUUGAGGUACUGGAGGUAUCAUGGUCAAAUUUUUCAGACGAGAUGGAAUCUGCAAAGGAUCUCGAUGAUCUUCUUGCAGCUCAUGAGAAGUACCUUAAUUCAAUUGUAGAGAAAUCUCUUCUUGGCGAACGGUCUCGGCCCCUUUACAAGUCACUAUUUGUUUUAUUUGACCUCAUAUUACGUUAUAGAGGUCAGGUCGAUCGAUUGUACGAAGGCAUCUAUGAGCUGCAAGCAAGAAAUGCUGUGUCUUUACCUUCCAAAGACAAGAGAAAGUCAUCAAAACAGACUGCGAAAAAAACAUCCGAGCCUCCUGGGUCAUGGAUCGGUGAAGGAAGGAAGGCCCUAACACAACGUGCCGGAGAGUUUCUUCAGAAUAUGGGGAAAGAGUUGGGCGCCAUCGCAAAAGAAUAUACAUCACUACUGGAAGUUUUCUUAUCCGAGUUGCCUGUCCAGCAGCACAUUGAUUUGAAAUUCCUUCUUUUCCGGCUUGACUUUACUGAGUUUUAUAGCCAACUGCAUCCCACUAAAUGAUGUUAAGUUGCUGGCACUUUAGAGUUCCCACUACAACCAUAGUUACCGGAAAGAAAUGGCCAGCGCUUUCCUAUAUGGCUGAUUGCUCAAACCCAUACCGCUGAAGAAGUUUGCUGUUUCUCUCGCUGACAACAAGUGGGCCUUUUUUAUCUAGAUGGUGUGUUCAACUUUGUGAGGAUUUUUAUGAAAAUUUGGGAUUGUGGAAGAAGGUAUUUUGUGCCUUUAAAAAUGAUUUGUUGUUAGAAGUAGUGGUAACUGGUUCAGUGUGAUGCUUCAACCUUGUAGAAAAAAACUGGUUCUGUGUGAUGGUUUGAGGGGUGAUUACCUUCCUAUUUUGGGAUGCAGUAGCCUUGUUGUCUUGUGUUCUAUAGGCUUGCAGUUACCAAAUGAUAGCAGUAUGGUGGUAUACUGUUUUGGCUUUCACUUCCACUAUUUCACUUUCCAACUUUAUAAUUCUACAAUUGUGUUUCGAUAUCAGAUCUGUGAAGAUUACCUGGCUCUUGCUGUUUGUUUGGAAGAUUGCAUGCUCUGCUGGCAAAAAAGCAGUGGCCUCCAAGGGUAGUUCAAAACUUGAAUUAGAUGCAGAGUAAAAGAAUUCGCCUCUGAGAUUUGGAUUGUGCACUUGAUGCUUGAUUGGUGGAUGCUUGUCAUGCUGGUGAAUGAGCUGAUGUCACAGUCAGUUCUUUGUUGUACUACUGGUCAACUAUAGUAAAUGGCACUUCCAGAUUCCAGUUUUUAUUUGUAGUCAAGUAACCAUGGUGUAAUUUUGGUUUCAGUUUGCUUAUGUAAAUGCAAUAUGAACAUUGCAAUUCUUUUGUGUCCGAGUUCUCUCUAGUGAACACGACGCCAGGUUGGAGUAUGGGAUAACUGUGAUUCAAUAGGAUUGCUUCCAUUUUAUCAAUUCACAAUAACUGUAUGACACUACAUGUAAUGAACUGGUAUCAUCUAACUUGAACUUGAAAACACAAUGAUUUGACAGCAAUUACUGGAAGGGCAUCGAAUUCAUCCACCUAAGGUAUGUUUCCUCCCAGUAAAUGGCUGAAACUGCUUAUUCUCCGCUUCAGCUACUGUAACCACAGGUCUAACUUGCACUCUCUUUGGCUCUGCCUCAACACUCUGCAUCUCUUCAUCAACAGCCACUGCCGUCUCAUUCAGCCUCCUCGCUACUCCGGUGAACGGUAUGAAACAGCGGGGACCACCCACUCCCUCUUCCCUAAGCUCCUGCGGCGCUGGGGCUGGCGCCGGCUCUUUGUAAUCCAAUGGAACAGCGAAGUCCACGGCGCAAUCCGUAUCAAUAAUGCAGAUGGCAUCAUCAGGCUUGGUCUCUACAAUGUCGAUGUAGAACUUCUUGCUGCCCAGGUCGAUAGCAAUGGUGUCUCCGGUGGUCAGGCAGGAGAACUUGGCGCUGAGAGUCUGUUCCAGCACCGUUUUCACGUCCCUUAUGGCCAAGAAGGCGGCGGAAUGCGGCUGAAGCUUGGCGAAGGUGCCCUUCUGGAGAAUGGUGCUCUUGAGGAGCAGAGUCUCCCCUGCCUCCACCUUCAGAUUCUCCAUCAUCCACCCCGGCACCAUCACCGUCCCUUCCUCGGCGGUGAAUUCCACCACCCCGCAGUGAGAAACCCGCUCCUUCAAGCCGUUCCUGAUCUCGAACAGCAUCGGGUAACCUUGUUGGGUUCUAUGCAGAACCUCCAGGGCCGAUUCCGGCAUUAUGAUCAGGUUCCCCUGUUCUAGAUGCUCCCUGCUGUUCCCGCUUAUCGGGCGACAAGUGUAGAAUCGCUGGAAAGGAUAGCGGCUUUCAUAGUCUUCGGAGUAGUCGCUGUUGUCGUCGUCGGAGCUGUGCUCCUCGUCUCUUACAGCAGGGACAGUGCGAUCGCUGUCGACACCAGACCCUUCGGCAUCCUCACCUGAGCUUUGCUCCUCCUCUCCUAGGGCUGGGACGGUGUUAUCGUCGGAGCUUUCUUCCUCAUCUGUUUCGGAAGAGACGGUGUAAUCACUGUCCGCGUCUGAGCUAUCGGAAUCCUGGUCGUCGCUCUGCUCGUCGUCUGUUAUGGUCUCUGCCCCGCUCUCCUUCUCUUCUUCUUGGGUUUCGUCUUUGACGAUGGCUCCAUUGGUAUUUACUGGAACAUAGGCGGCGGCUUCUGCCGUCUCCGGCAGGAUAACCACUGGGUUUGGGGAGCUCUGAUCAUCAGUGGCAUGAUUGGCUUCCAUGGCGGCGACGAGGAUGAGAGAAAUCUGAGGAAGAAGGAAUCG